Molecule: messenger RNA, 581 nt
Organism: Elephantulus edwardii (Cape elephant shrew)
Lineage: Eukaryota; Metazoa; Chordata; Mammalia; Macroscelidea; Macroscelididae
Gene: LZIC
Product: leucine zipper and CTNNBIP1 domain containing
Exons: 6
Coding region: 9-581 (190 amino acids)
Biological process (GO): negative regulation of Wnt signaling pathway
Cellular component (GO): cytosol; nucleus; beta-catenin destruction complex
Molecular function (GO): beta-catenin binding
Source: RefSeq, a predicted model, not a curated record
AGAUUAAAAUGGCUUCCAGAGGAAAGACAGAAACCAGCAAAUUAAAGCAGAAUUUGGAAGAACAGUUGGAUAGACUAAUGCAGCAAUUACAAGAUCUGGAGGAAUGCAGAGAGGAACUUGAUACAGAGGAAUAUGAAGAAACCAAAAAGGAAACAUUGGAGCAACUAAGUGAAUUUAAUGAUUCACUGAAGAAAAUUAUGUCUGGAAAUAUGACUUUGGCAGAUGAACUAAGUGGAAUGCAACUGGCUAUUCAGGCAGCGAUCAGCCAGGCCUUUAAAACUCCAGAAGUCAUCAGGUUGUUUGCAAAGAAACAACCAGGUCAACUUCGGACAAGGUUAGCAGAGAUGGAUAGAGAUCUGAUGGUGGGAAAGCUCGAAAGACACCUUUAUACUCAACAGAAGGUGGAAAUAUUAACAACUCUCAGGAAACUUGGAGAAAAGCUGACUGCAGAUGAUGAGGCCUUCUUGUCAGCAAAUGCAGGUGCUAUACUCAGCCAGUUUGAGAAAGUCUCUACAGAUCUUGGCUCUGGAGACAAAGUCCUUGCUUUAGCAAGUUUUGACGUUGAAAAAACAAAAAAAUGA